AUGCCUAUCAAGAAAAUAAAACCCUACCCUCUCUCUCUCUCUAACCAUCAGAUAGCAUCAGAACUUCCUCUUUACUUUCUCUCUCUGGUCGGACUGGUCCUACCCUAUCCUCCUCAGCAUCUCAAACUAUACUCCCAAACCCGCCGUUACCUGAGCUUUCUCUACAUGAAGAUGAGAAACAAAGGUAAAAUAUACCCAUCUCCAUCUUCUUCACCAUCUCCUCCCUCAUACUCUCCAAACAGAGACGCUUUGUCUGUUUUGAAGCUCUUACCAGCUGCUAUUCUAGCCCUAGCCUCAGUUCUCUCUAUUGAAGACAAAGAAGUUUUGGCAUAUAUGAUAACAAGGUCCACAAACCCGUCAUCUGUCAUUGAAGAGAAGAAGAAAAACAGCAAGAAAUCCAAUACCCACAAGCCUCCUGUGUUUGAUUGUGAGUGUUUCGAUUGUUAUACUAGCUAUUGGUUCAGGUGGGACUCUUCUCCCAACCGUGAGUUGAUUCACCAAGCCAUUGAAGCCUUUGAAGAACACUUGAACAACGGCGAACACUCGAAGAAAAACAAAAAUAAGAAGAGAGAGAAAACGUGUCGUCGUGCAAAUGAAAAAGUGGCGUCUGUGUCGGACACACCCGUGCCGGAGAGGGAAAAUGAUCUGCCGGAGAUUGAAGAAAGUAUUGCACAGAUUAUCCCCAGUAAUGAGGUGUCUUCGCUUGAAAUAGCUGAGAUGGCAUCGGGAAAUGAAGAAGAUGGGAUUGUUAUGGCUGAAGAUAACUUCCCGGAGGAGAUGGCGGCGUCACCGGAGAUGGCGGUGGUUGUGAGUGGUAGCACAGUGAACAAUCACAAGGGUUUGGCCAGAAAGGUAUUGCCGGACCUGUUAGGGUUAUUCAAUUCACGUUUGUGGAGUCUUUGGAAUCCGAACAUGUGA
This is a messenger RNA of Ilex paraguariensis (yerba mate), 918 nucleotides long. NCBI's taxonomy places the organism in Eukaryota, Viridiplantae, Streptophyta, Magnoliopsida, Aquifoliales, Aquifoliaceae. The record is from the annotation of a GenBank genome assembly.